This is a messenger RNA of Ustilago hordei, 687 nucleotides long. RefSeq lists its product as uncharacterized. The record is from RefSeq and is a predicted model, not a curated record. NCBI's taxonomy places the organism in Eukaryota, Fungi, Basidiomycota, Ustilaginomycetes, Ustilaginales, Ustilaginaceae. Gene Ontology annotation, cellular component: cytoplasm; U2-type prespliceosome; U4 snRNP. The transcript has 3 exons. Gene Ontology annotation, molecular function: RNA binding. The coding region runs from base 1 to 687 and encodes 228 amino acids. Gene Ontology annotation, biological process: mRNA splicing, via spliceosome.
AUGCCUCCAACAAAGCCCAAGGGCGGCAAGAUGAUGUCGCUCAUCAACUAUAGGCUUCGCAUCACCCUCAAUGACUCGCGUCAGAUUGUUGGCCAACUUCUCGCAUUCGACGCUCAUAUGAACCUCGUCCUCGCCGAUUCCCAAGAAUACCGAAAAAUCAAGUCUAGAAAAGCAAAAGCACGAGCUGCAGCUGCUUCGACAGCUGGCAACGCCGCCGUUCAGGACGAGGACGACGAAGAUGAUGUCGGAGCAUCCUCAAGCGCACCCGAUGCUAUCCAGGAACAAAAGAGAACACUCGGUCUCCUCAUCCUUCGAGGCGAAAAUAUUGUCAGCAUGGCCAUCGAAGCUCCUCCACCGGCAGACGACAGGAGACAGCCCACCAUGCAACCUGGUCCUGGUAAAGGCGCGCCCAUGGGCAGAGGUAUGGGUCUUGCAGUCCCACCCAUGCCUGGUGCCGCUCCUCCCAUGAUGGCCCGACCCAUGCCCUACGCACGACCUCCUCCACCGGGUAUGCCAGGCAUGCCUGUUCCUCCCCCCGGUAUGCCUGUGGGGCCGCCUCCUGGCUUCCGUACACCCGGCUUCCCAGGCAUGCCUGGUGGUCCUCCUCCCGGUUUCUCAGUUCCACCACCUGGAGGCUUCCCUCCCCGUCCUCCGCCUGGUUUCGGUAUGCCACCACGCCCACAAUGA